Messenger RNA from Protopolystoma xenopodis, 291 nucleotides. The record is from the annotation of a GenBank genome assembly. NCBI's taxonomy places the organism in Eukaryota, Metazoa, Platyhelminthes, Monogenea, Polystomatidea, Polystomatidae.
AUGUCUACCGUCGAAGGUGUUUUAGCCAGGACCGAAAGGUCAAGCGGACUGAUGGCUCAGUUCGCCUACCUCUGCCCAGCAGGUGACUUCUUCAUUGCUCUGUUCACUUUCAGGCUUGGCCGCCGAAAUAAGCUUUUCAAGGCCCUUGAAGCAGGGGCCGCUGAAUUUACUGCUAUUCCAGCUCUGGGGCUAUCCGUUUCUCAAGAAUUGUGGUAUUUGCUUUGUGCAGGCAUUAAGCGAGUCAGUUUUAUUCCCAAAACUGCUGUUGCAGGCGAAAAAAAGAGUGGGUAA